Andrographis paniculata is the source of this 1251-nucleotide messenger RNA. RefSeq names its product rac-like GTP-binding protein RHO1. Bases 279 to 872 code for a protein of 197 amino acids. Gene Ontology annotation, biological process: small GTPase-mediated signal transduction; regulation of cell shape; establishment or maintenance of cell polarity. NCBI's taxonomy places the organism in Eukaryota, Viridiplantae, Streptophyta, Magnoliopsida, Lamiales, Acanthaceae. Gene Ontology annotation, cellular component: cytoplasmic vesicle; cytoskeleton; nucleus. Gene Ontology annotation, molecular function: protein kinase binding; GTPase activity; GTP binding. The transcript has 8 exons. The record is from RefSeq and is a predicted model, not a curated record.
AUUUGGGCCCAUCCCGACCCGAACAGCGAGCGGAGAGCGCGUGCGAGGCGGAGGCGGAGACGGAGACGGGGCCGGAGAAGAGACCGCUUCAAACUUCAAUGGCAACGCCACCAUUUUUUCCGACCGACUAAAUAAAGGGUUUGCUUUUGAUGUUUCGUGUCAGAUUGUGAUUGGCGGAUUGCUCGUUGGAUGCUUCAGGUCUUCAGUGGAAGAUCUGAGUAGCGUACAGAGGAAGUUAGGAGAGGUGGAGGGAGGGGGGAAUUGUAGGGCGCCUGAAAAUGAGUGCUUCAAGGUUUGUAAAGUGCGUGACGGUGGGCGAUGGUGCCGUUGGCAAGACCUGUCUCUUGAUAUCCUACACCAGCAACACUUUCCCCACGGAUUAUGUGCCUACUGUAUUUGAUAAUUUCAGUGCAAAUGUGGAUGUUAAUGGAGCCACUGUUAACCUUGGCUUGUGGGAUACUGCUGGCCAGGAGGACUACAACAGAUUAAGACCUCUGAGCUAUCGCGGUGCUGAUGUUUUCAUUUUGGCAUUUUCUCUUAUUAGCAAGGCCAGUUAUGAAAAUGUUUCAAAGAAGUGGAUUCCUGAACUGAAGCAUUACGCCCCAGGUGUUCCAAUUGUUCUUGUUGGCACAAAAAUUGACCUUCGAGAUGACAGUGAGUUCCUUAGUGAGCAUCCAAGUGCUGUACCAAUCACUAAUGCACAGGGCGAGGAGCUGAGAAAGAUGAUUGAUUCACCUUAUUACAUUGAAUGCAGUGCAAAAACACAGCAGAAUGUUAAGCAAGUUUUUGAUGCUGCCAUAAAAGUCGUGCUCCAGCCUCCCAAACAAAAGAAAAAGAAGAACAAGUCUCAGAAGGCCUGCUCCAUUCUAUGAUAUGAUCACAACAGUAAGCAUAAAAAUGAAAUCUAUCCACCCGUCAUUAUGCUGUUUCUCUCCGUUUCUUCUCCCUCGAUUCUUUCACACAUGAUGUAGGAGCAUCCCUGACAUGCUUUUAUUAAGGGUAGCCACUGAUCUAUAUUUCUGGGACUAUUAGCGACUAGAAUUGUGUUGUUGAAGUCGUGAUCUAGGUUAAUACUUUCUUUGUGCUCUCUGCUUAGAGUCUACUUUAUGUAUUCAUUGAUUAAUCCAACACGUGAUGUUUUUAUUUUUUCCUUUUUUUUUUUUUUUGGCUGCGGUCAAUGGUUCUCCUAAGAACACUUCUACACUUUGAUAUGAUGCUGUUUUUAAUUCCACAAACGAUUUUCGUUUACCA